CGGACAGUCCAGUCCAUGCAGUGGAGUGGACCGAAGCGAAGACUCUCUCUAUCUCUCAGCUGAGUUCUUCGUGCGCUUUCUCUCUCUCCACUUCGACGGUGAAUUCCGCUCUCCGCCGUAACUCGAUUCCGUCGCCCACAGCUUGAAGUAGCAGCAGCAUCUAAGUACCUUCUCAACUAGGGUUUAGUCACAAGCAGAUCCGUUCCUGUUCCUGCUACUGCCGGAGAACAUGUCCGUUCAGUACACGAUCCGUUUCGGUCACCACGCACAUCGUCUCUUCCCUCUCUUGUUUCUAUUUGUUCUGUUUGUAGCAGCCUUGUCACAUGGAUCUCCGAUUGGAAACCGAAAAAGUGGGAGGUCAUCAGUGUUUUCUUUGUUUAAUCUCAAAGAGAAGAGUAAGUUCUGGAGUGAGGCUGUUAUACGCAGUGAUUUUGAUGACUUGAAGUCUUCCAUCCCUAGCAGGGCAAGAGCUGACAAUUACACCAAGGCAGGUAAUAUUGCAAAUUAUCUACAGCUUUUGGAAGUUGAAUCGAUGUACCUACCUGUCCCGGUGAAUUUCAUUUUUAUAGGAUUUGAAGGGAAGGGGAACCAAGAAUUUAAGCUAAAUGCCGAAGAACUUGAGCGCUGGUUUACAAAAAUUGAUCACAUUUUUGAACACACAAGAGUUCCACAGAUUGGGGAAGCACUGACCCAAUUUUACAAGAUCAGCAUAGAUAAAGAACAACGCCACCAUCUUCCUAUUAUCAGUCACAUUAACUAUAAUUUUUCAGUUCAUGCCAUUCAAAUGGGCGAAAAAGUCACUUCUGCAUUUCAGCAUGCCAUUGAUGUACUAGCUCGGAAGGAUGAUGUUUCAGAUACCAGGGAUGAUAAAGCUGGUCUUUGGCAAGUUGAUGUGGGCAUGAUGGAUGUUAUCAUCACCAGCCUUGUUGAGUAUUUACAGCUUGAAAAUGCUUAUAACAUCUUUAUUCUGAAUCCCAAGCGCAACAUGAAAAUGGAGAAAUAUGGAUAUCGGAGAGGUUUAUCCGAGACAGAAAUAAACUUUCUCAAGGAGAAUAAGGAUUUGCAAGCAAGGAUCCUUCAGUCAGGAAGUGUUGCGGAAAGUGUUCUUGUUGCUCUUGAUUCAAUAAAGAGACCUUUAUAUGAAAAGCAUCCAAUGGAAAAAUUUGCGUGGACAAUAACUGAAGAUACUGAUACAAUAGAGUGGUACAAUAUAUGCCAAGAUGCCUUAAACAAUGUUGAGAGGCUAUAUCAAGGGAAGGACACUGCUGAUAUUGUUCAGAGCAAGGUUUUACAGCUGUUAAAUGGGAAGAACAAAGAUCUGAAGCUUCUCAUGGAAAAGGUUCUAAAAUCUGGGGACUUUAGUGGUCUUCAUGCAGAAUGUCUCACAGAUACAUGGAUUGGAAAGGACAGGUGGGCCUUUAUCGAUUUAAGUGCAGGCCCUUUUUCAUGGGGGCCAGCUGUUGGUGGAGAAGGGGUACGCACAGAGCUAAGCUUACCGAAUGUGGGAAAAACCAUUGGUGCAGCUGCAGAAAUUUCAGAAGCUGAAGCUGAAGAUCGCUUGCAAGAGGCAAUUCAGGAAAAGUUUGCUGUAUUUGGUGAUAAAGAACAUCAGGCCAUUGAUAUCCUUCUAGCUGAGAUUGAUAUAUAUGAGCUCUUUUCUUUCAAACACUGCAAGGGACGAAAGGUUAAGCUUGCUCUUUGUGAAGAGCUUGAUGAGAGGAUGGAGGACUUGAAAAAAGAGCUACAGUCUUUUGAAGGCGAGGAAAGUGAUGAAAGCCAUAAAAAAAAGGCUUUGGAUGCUCUAAAGCGAAUGGAGAAUUGGAAUUUGUUUAGUGAUACUCAUGAGGAGUUCCAAACCUACACCGUCGCACGCGAUUCUUUCCUUGCACAUCUAGGAGCAACUUUGUGGGGGUCCAUGAGACACAUCAUAGCGCCUUCACUGGCUGAUGGGGCAUUCCAUUACUAUGAGAAGAUAUCAUUUCAGCUGUUUUUUAUCACGCAGGAGAAAGUCACAAGUAUGAAGCAACUCCCAGUGGAUGUCAAAGAUCUCAAUGAGGGGCUCUCCUCUUUACUGUUGCCUUCUCAGAAAGUUAUGUUCAGUCCGCACAUGUUAGCGCUGUCAGAGGAUCCUGCUUUGGCUAUGGCAUUUUCAGUUUCACGGAGAGCUGCUGCUGUUCCCGUUUUGCUGGUUAAUGGAACAUAUAGGAAAACUGUUCGUUCCUAUCUCGAUUCUUCCAUUCUCCAGCAUCAGUUGCAGAGGCUGAACGAACAUGGUUCUCUUAAAGGGACCCAUGCCCAUAGCAGGUCGGCACUGGAAGUACCUCUGUUUUGGUUUAUCAAUAAUGAUCCACUAUUUGUUGAUAAGCACUAUCAGGCUAAGGCGCUUUCAGACAUGGUUAUCGUUGUACAGUCAGAACCACCAGCCUGGGAAAGCCAUCUGCAAUGUAAUGGUCGUUCGCUCUUGUGGAACUUGAGGAGGCCCAUUAAACCUGCAUUGGCUGCUGUUGCUGAACAUCUUGCUGGUUUGGUUCCUCUUCAUCUUGCCUACAGCCAUGCCCAUGAAACUGCAAUUGAGGACUGGAUAUGGUCGGUGGGCUGCAACCCAUUGUCUGUCACUUCUCAAGGGUGGCAUAUAUCCCAGUUUCAGUCAGAUACAAUUGCUCGGAGUUAUAUCCUUACAGCUCUUGAGGAGUCGAUACUACUCAUGAAUUCAGCCAUUCAUCUUCUGGUCAUGGAACAUACUUCUGAGCAAACUUUCAAACUCUUCCACUCCCGGGAGCUUGAGCUCAUGAACAAGUAUAACUACGUAGUUGGCCAAUGGAGAAGAAUUUCAACUAUCUCUGGAGAACUGCACUAUGUGGAUGCCCUGAGACUGCUGUAUUCCCUAGAGGAUGCAACGAAAAGGUUCACUGAUUAUGUCAAUGAAACUAUUACACAUCUUCGGCCGACUCAUUGCACGAGAGAGAGGAAAGUAGAUGUCGAGUUUGACAUGACAACUGUUCCUGCUUUUUUGGUUGUCCUCAUCGUUCUCUGGCUUGUGCUGAAGCCGAGACGUCCAAAGCCCAAGAUUAACUGAUGUAUCCAAGACUAACGCCUCAAUUAAUCAACAUACUGAACUCAACACCUUCCCCCGGCGUUGCGCAUGAUAUAGAUUCUCUCUUUUUGUUCUGUAUUCUUUUGAUCUAUUACAAAAGUUGGUUGAAGUAGAUAACUGUAAUUGCUCCGAGUGUAGACUAAUUUGCGGUUGAAAGAUCAGAGCAGUAUGGUUUCUUUGUCCCAUUUGCUACGUUGAAUCUGAAAUGUUAAUUUCUGUCAUGGAAAUGACACUUAUAAUUAAAAUUUUGGAACA
Rhododendron vialii is the source of this 3349-nucleotide messenger RNA. RefSeq lists its product as uncharacterized. Lineage: Eukaryota; Viridiplantae; Streptophyta; Magnoliopsida; Ericales; Ericaceae. The record is from RefSeq and is a predicted model, not a curated record. The coding region runs from base 230 to 3076 and encodes 948 amino acids. The transcript is spliced from 25 exons.